AUGGAGGAAGAGAGCAACGAGUGCCAUGACCAUAUCACUUCUCUCGCCGUUCUUCGUACUCAUCGGAAACUCGGUCUCGCCACUAAGCUCAUGACCGCCGCUCAUGCAGCCAUGGAACAGGUUACUCAAUCUUUUACAUUCGUUUUCCUUAUUUUCGUCAUCGAAGCAGUGUUGUAUGAUUUUGCUGUAGUCCAAGGUAGUCAUGAAUUCAUGAAUUCAGGUUUUGCUGCAGCACGUAUAAGUCUUUCGUGA
Molecule: messenger RNA, 252 nt
Organism: Arabis nemorensis
Lineage: Eukaryota; Viridiplantae; Streptophyta; Magnoliopsida; Brassicales; Brassicaceae
Source: the annotation of a GenBank genome assembly